Molecule: messenger RNA, 4571 nt
Organism: Astyanax mexicanus (Mexican tetra)
Lineage: Eukaryota; Metazoa; Chordata; Actinopteri; Characiformes; Acestrorhamphidae
Product: plakophilin-4
Exons: 23
Coding region: 16-3720 (1234 amino acids)
Biological process (GO): cell-cell junction assembly; cell-cell adhesion
Cellular component (GO): adherens junction; cytoplasm; nucleus
Molecular function (GO): cadherin binding
Source: RefSeq, a predicted model, not a curated record
GUGUGUGCUGUAGUGAUGGUACAGGCUGUGGUGAAGGUUUCUGAGGGAGCUGGUCUAUCCGGAUCCCCACAGCUCCUUCAGGGUGGAGAGAGGGGGAGCGAUCAUUCUCCUCACUCUCAGAUCCUCAACUCUGUGGUCCGGUGUAAGAUCUCUGCAGGAGGAAUGCCCGCUCCUGAGCAGAGCCCACUUUCGGAGGAGGGUCUGCUGCUGCUGCCGCCAAUCAGAGAAGGACUAGCCAGUCACAGCAUGGAGGCUGACAGCACAGCCAAUAAUAUCCUGGCCUCUGUCAAAGAGCAGGAGCUCCAGUUUGAGCGGCUCACCAGGGAGCUGGAGGCGGAGCGACAGAUCGUAGCCAAUCAGCUGGAACGAUGCAGGCUGGGGGCGGAAUCACCAGGAGCUGCGAGCGGCAGUUCUUCUGAGAAAUCUCUUCCCUGGAGAUCUGCAGAUGCCUCAACCUCAGAUGCCAAGUCACGGAUAACAGACGGCUCCCACUCGCCCCCGUUCCGCGUGAGGACAGAGGCUGAGCAACUGUCGCUGUGCUCACCGGAGCACAGCUCUCUGCACGAAAGGUCUGUAGGGAACUCCCGCAGUUCCACUCAGAUGAACUCAUACUCAGACAGCGGCUACCAGGAUGCAGGCAGUUACUACAGCAGUCAGAACAUGGGGAAGGUGGAGGUGCGUCUGCAGCACUCGUACCCAGGCAACAGCGUCGCCACCGGCGGGACGCUCCUGAGAAACUCCAGGGCAGAGGGACAGGCAACUGGGCAGAUGUCGGCGAGUGCCAGUCAGGCGAUACCCGGCCGGGCCAUGCGGAGGGUGAGCUCGGUGCCCUCUCGGACUCAGUCCCCCGCGUACGGCAGCAGCGUCUCUCCGUCCCGUGGCUCGCUCAGGGCGUCGCCCGGCAGCGCUUACGGCUCCCCCAUCGUGACGGAGCCCAAGCCCCUGCCCAGCAUCUUCUCCAGCACCACCCUGCCCGGUGCCCAGCGCGCCAGCUCGCCCUUCUCCACGCAGAAAAACUCCCCCUCCGCCCUGCGCAGGAUGGGCUCGGCCAACUCCCGCUCCGGCAGCGCCAGCCGCACCACCUCGCCCUACUCCGGUCGCGUGGGGUCACCAAUGAGUGCAGGGGGGGGGGCGGAGGGACAGGGGGGGUCCGGAUCGUCUCCGGUCCGGUCCGGGAUGACUGCGGUACCUCAGCAUUACGGCUCGACGCUGCCCAGGACUCUGCUGCAUGAAGGCUCAGAUCCUUACAGCACGCACUCAUACGAGAUAUACGAGAGGAUGGUGCCACGACCAGACAGUCUGACAGACGGCCUGGCUGAAGAUCUUCCAGCAGGUCUAAGAGCGUCCUACGCAAGUCAGCACAGCCAUCAUGGACCCGACCUCCGCUCGACUGUGUCUCCAGACCGUCACAUCGGACCCAUCUACGAGGACCGAGCCUUCCAGGGACCACUGUACCGCAGCCCCAGCCACGUCACGCACAGUACCCUCUACAGAUCGCCUUCAGGUGUGGGGAACCUGCAGAGAAGCUCCAGCCAGCGUAGCAACCUGACCUACCAAAGAAGCUCCUACAUGCUGAACCCGGCGGCCCCGUACUCAGAACCGUACCGACCUGGACCCUACCGGCCCCCUGAUGGCUACACCCGCCCGGCCGUGGGAGUGGACGACGGGGCCACUCGCUCACCUUCCAUCGACAGUAUCCAGAAAGACCCUAGAGAGUUCGCGUGGAGGGAUCCUGAGUUGCCAGAGGUGAUCCACAUGCUGCAGCACCAGUUCCCCUCAGUACAGGCCAAUGCAGCAGCCUACCUGCAGCACCUGUGCUUCGGAGAUAACCGCACCAAGACUGAGGUUUGUCGGCUGGGUGGGAUUAAGCAUCUAGUGGAUCUGCUGGAUCACAAAGCCCUGGAAGUGCAGCGGAACUCGUGUGGUGCUCUGAGGAACCUUGUGUAUGGUAAAGCCACGGAUGACAACAAGAUCGCUGUGAGGAACGCAGGGGGUGUGCCUGCACUGCUCCGCCUACUGAGAAAAACCGUGGAUGCUGAAGUCCGUGAGAUCGUCACAGGAGUGCUGUGGAACCUGUCCUCCUGUGAUGCUGUUAAAAUGACAAUCGUGCGAGAUGCCUUAGCGACCCUGACCAACACUGUGAUCAUUCCCCACUCGGGCUGGAGCAGCUCGUCUUACGAUGACGACAACAAGCUCAAAUUCCACUCCUCGCUCGUCCUGCGCAACACUACGGGCUGCCUGAGAAACCUGAGCUCGGCGGGUGAGGAGGCCAGGAAGCAGAUGCGCUCCUGCGAGGGACUCGUCGACUCGCUGCUGUACGUCAUCAAAGCCUGCGUCAGCACCUCAGACUUCGACAGCAAGAUUGUGGAGAACUGUAUUUGCACUCUGCGGAAUCUCUCGUACCGAUUGGAGCUUGAGAUGCCACCCUCACGCCUCAUAGCCACUCAGGAGGUAGAUGGACUGCUGGGACCAGAAUCCCCCAGUAAAGAGGCAGACUACAGCUGCUGGGGGAGGAAAAGAAAGAAAAAGAGGAAGAGCACCCAGGAGGAGCAGUGGGAUGGCGUGGGGCCAAUCCCCGGUUUCUCCAAGUCUCCUAAAGGUGCUGAGAUGCUGUGGCACCCUUCUGUAGUAAAGCCUUAUCUCACCCUGCUGGCUGAAAGCUCCAACCCUGCAACAUUAGAGGGCGCUGCUGGCUCCCUGCAGAACCUCUCAGCUGGAAACUGGAAGUUCUCAGCAUAUAUCCGUGCUGCAGUGCGGAAAGAGAAGGGCCUGCCCAUCCUUGUGGAGCUGCUGAGGAUGGAUAACGACCGUGUGGUGUGUUCUGUAGCCACAGCACUGAGGAACAUGGCACUGGAUGUCCGGAACAAGGAGCUGAUAGGGAAGUACGCGAUGCGGGAUCUGGUUAACCGGCUGCCCGGAGGAUCCACCACUCUCCUCUCUGAUGAGACGGUAGCAGCUAUUUGCUGCACGCUGCACGAGGUCUCCAGUAAGAACAUGGAGAAUGCUAAAGCUCUCGCCGACACGGGCGGCAUCGAGAAGCUCGUCAACAUCACUAAGGGACGCGGCGAGAGGUACUCUAUGAAAGUAGUGAAGGCUGCAGCUCAGGUGCUCAACACACUGUGGCAGUACAGAGAUCUGCGCACCAUCUACAAGAAGGACGGCUGGAAUCAGAACCACUUCCUGACUCCUGUGUCGACUCUGGAGCGAGACCGCUUCAAAUCCCAGCCUGCUCUACCCACAGCCUCGCUGCAGAUGUCUCCUGUCCAUCAGACAGGCAGCGCCACGUCUUCUCCAGCAAUGCUGGGGAUUAAGGAGCAGCGCUCUGAUUACCAGAGGACACAGUCAUCUAUGCAAUUUUAUAACUACCAAGGAGACAACAGUGUACAUAAAACUCCGUACACAGGGUCUGCAAAAACGUCUCCAUUUUAUAUCAGUUCCUAUUCUUCUCCCAAUCGGGACGAGUCUAGAAGAGCCCAGCACAUGUACUACGCUGAUGAGACGAGUCGGAGGAACUAUGAGCCGUAUCGGAUGUACCUGCACUCUCCUCAAGGCUAUGAAGACCCCUAUCUGGAGGAGACGGUGCAGUACCCCACCGCAGACUACACCCCCCAGCCCCACGCACUCAAAACCACCACCAACUACGUAGACUUUUACUCCACCACCCGGAGACCCUCGUACAGAGCCGAUCAGUACCCGGGCUCGCCCGACUCCUGGGUAUAGAGGAGCCCAGAGACACUCAGACUGAUCCUCAGAACAGCAACACCACCCGAAACAGACGAGAAGAGAACCUGAGAGCUGUGCUUGAUUUUAACAUGAGAGCGUUUGAGAACGUGGGCGAUGGAGAUGAGAAAUGACCGCCACAGAGGGAGGAGACGGAACGUGUGUUUUUAUUUGUGGGAAAAGCAGAACGGAAGUAGAAUCAUGGUGUCUGUGUGUAAGAGUGUGUAUGUGUGUGAGAGAGGAUGUGUGUGUGUGUGGAGGAGGAUCUGCUGUAUGUUCUACUCUGACUGCUGUUGGGAUAUGUUCUUAUGUGGGGAUGCUGGUGACGGUGGCGUGAGGAAGCUGUGGGUGAUGUGCAGAAAGGUUUGUGUUAGAGGAUCAGACGGGGAAAAGUGUGUGUGCUUAACGUGAUGAAAGUGAUGAUGAUGAUGAUGAUGAUGAUGAUAGUGAUGAUGAUGAUGAUAGUGAUGAUGAACUUGUAUCUGUAAAAAAAAAAAACUAAGCAGAAGAAGAAUUAAUAAGAAUAAUAAUAAUAAGAAGAAGAAUAUUAAUGAUAAAUAUUGAUCUGAUGAUAUUAGUUUCUACAGAGGGAACAAAGCUGUAUUCGUACUUCUCGUCGAGAUUGUGAAUGCCACUGAGUCUUGUACAUUUCCUUCAGAUUAUUGUAAAUACAGAACAGAGGAUUAAAAAGGCCGCCUGGUUUCUGCUCUCCAGAGCUGGAGAAGACUUGUGCCAUGAUAAAGAGAUGUAGAAUUCUAUAAAUAUACAGAGCGAGGCGCAGGAGGCCGAGGCCUGGCAUCAUGAUAUUACACCUGAAGUAAUAAAAUUUCAUCUUUGUUUUUUAUAAAAAA